AUGCUGUGUCUUCGCUGCUCCCGGGGCCUGGGUGCCUCCACAAUAUCAUCAAUUGCCUCACGAGCGGUGCAAAAACCGGUAAUUAAGGCGUCUUCGCAGAGGACAUUCACAUCCCUCACCCCCCUCCGGCCUACAAUCUCUGCAUCUGGCUUCAGGCCAUCUCUCGCCAUCUCUACCCCAGCCGCUUCAGCUUCUGUAGAAGCCCCGCUGGAUCUCCUGCCCAAGAUCUCCUCACAUCCCGCGUUGGGCGCUACGCAAAUCCGAUGCGGUCCGCGGAAUACAUUCAGCCCGAGUCACUUUGUUAGAAAGAGGAGGCAUGGAUUUUUGAGCCGGAUCAGGACGAGGAAGGGUCGCGCGACAUUGCAGAGGAGAAAGGCGAAGCGGAGGAGUACGUUGAGCCAUUAG
Amorphotheca resinae ATCC 22711 is the source of this 405-nucleotide messenger RNA. RefSeq lists its product as hypothetical. Gene Ontology annotation, biological process: translation. The coding region runs from base 1 to 405 and encodes 134 amino acids. The transcript is spliced from 2 exons. NCBI's taxonomy places the organism in Eukaryota, Fungi, Ascomycota, Leotiomycetes, Helotiales, Amorphothecaceae. The record is from RefSeq and is a predicted model, not a curated record. Gene Ontology annotation, cellular component: ribosome; mitochondrial large ribosomal subunit. Gene Ontology annotation, molecular function: structural constituent of ribosome.